Molecule: messenger RNA, 1085 nt
Organism: Calliphora vicina (urban bluebottle blowfly)
Lineage: Eukaryota; Metazoa; Arthropoda; Insecta; Diptera; Calliphoridae
Exons: 3
Coding region: 93-1085 (330 amino acids)
Source: RefSeq, a predicted model, not a curated record
ACCGUUAUGCCAGUAGUCCAGUCAACCAUGUAGUCAAGGCAUCUUAGAGAGAGAUUAUUAUUGGGCAGAGUCAUAAAAUUAAUCAACAUGAUAUGUUGUUCCCUGAUGAAACAUAUGAAGAUUAUAAACAGCGCAUAAAAACCAUUUCAAAUUUAAAUCCAACUCAAACCCCGUACGAAGGUUGUCGUCCAACUGCAUUGCAACAAAGUGUUUCUGGUAAACAACAGAGGAAUACCAACUUAACAGAAUUCUCAAAGACACAGGAUAGUAGCGGAAGAGAAAGUGCAACGAGCACAAGUAACAGUAGUGGUGGCUACAAGCUUACCACAGAUUUUUUUGAUAACAUACCAGAGGCCAAAGCACAAGCGGAACAACAAGCUGCCACUAAUAAUUCAUACAGCAAACAAGAGCAGAUUCUUAAAAUACAUUCAUCCAAAGAUGUUGCUGCCACUAAAGAAGCAACAAACCAGUCACCAGAUGACCACACAAAUCCCAACGAUACUGUCAACGAAGAUCUAUCUACAAAUCCUAUAUUCUUGCGUACAUGCGAGGCUCUCAUACGUCAGUAUCGCAUACGACCGGAUUUCUUUUGUCAGUAUUACAAAGCUGUCAGUAGCAAUUCUACCUCGCCUUCCUCCUCGGCCCAGCCCUCUCAAACAAAGAGUAUUCCAAAGAAGAAAAGUGUUCAUAAUUCCUGUGAUAAAGCUUCUACAAAGUCUUCUUCAAGGUUGCUGCAAAAUUCUACUCACAGUUUACCUGUUUUGCCAGUGGCUACCACGCCGAAUACAACUUCGUCUGAAGAAGUUCAACGUUUUACCAAACGAUCGGCUAUUUAUACUCUGCCGAAAAGAAGACUUGAAAAUUCAGAUCAUAUAGCAGCUAUAGUGAAAGAGAGAGGUGGUGUGGUGGCUGGUGGUGGUGUAAGUUCAAAAUACACCAUACUACACCACACAACUGAACCACACUAUAAUAGUGACGGUGGUAGUGGUGGUGUAAGUGAUGAUGAUGGAAUGGAAUUGGUAACUUGUUUUUCGUACAAUACAAUACCAGCAACAACUACAAUAACAAUUGAGAAAUACUCGUAA